Trichoplax adhaerens is the source of this 1599-nucleotide messenger RNA. RefSeq lists its product as uncharacterized. Gene Ontology annotation, molecular function: ATP binding; protein serine/threonine kinase activity. The coding region runs from base 1 to 1599 and encodes 532 amino acids. Gene Ontology annotation, biological process: intracellular signal transduction; protein phosphorylation. Gene Ontology annotation, cellular component: cytoplasm. The transcript has 19 exons. NCBI's taxonomy places the organism in Eukaryota, Metazoa, Placozoa, Uniplacotomia, Trichoplacea, Trichoplacidae. The record is from RefSeq and is a predicted model, not a curated record.
AUGGCUGCUACUCAUUCGUUGAGUAAAUCAGAUACUCUCAACCCUCAAGCUCAUGAAGAGUUGUCUACUGACACUUCGUCACGUCCUGAUUCUGGCGACGAAAGCGAUGAUGAGAAUAAGGUAUUAGAAGAAAGUCCCAAUGGAAGAUACAAGAAACAAAAAAGAGAGGCUAUUAAAAUUAAUCUGCAAUGGAGCAUUUUUGCCGUCUACUUCUACACCAUUUAUCCAUGCAGGAUUUACUGUAUUACUAGAAUCGAAAAAAUAGGAAAGCUUGUUCAGCAUGGAUCGCUAGGAACGGAUGCUUUCUUGGGAAUGGAUACCGAUGAAGGUGUAGAAAUUGUAUGGAAUGAAAUAUGGCUUUCGGAAGGGAAAUCACGUAGUUUCUAUAAUCACAACAAUAUUGUUGAGUUCUAUCAUUAUUGGACGCAUAAUGAUGAAGUGAAAAAGAAAGCUCGUAUAACGUUUAUUACGGAAUACAUGACGUCUGGUUCUCUAAAGCAAUUUUUAAAGAAAACGAAGAAGAACCAAAAAGGACUUUUACAGGAAAAGUUAUUUAAGCGUUGGUGUCGACAAAUUCUUUCUGCCUUAGACCAUCUAGCGUCAUUCACUCCACCAAUUAUCCAUGGAAAUCUUAGCUUAGAUACGAUCUAUAUUCAACACAACGGCUUGAUCAAGAUUGGGUCUGUGAUCCCGGAAGCUAUCAGUUACCAUGCAAAAUCUAGGUCCCCAUCGGAACUGCAAAAUUUGUUUACUGCAGCACCAGAAUAUGACAUCAAAGAAGCUAUCUUAACGACUUCUGUGGACAUUUAUGCAUUCGGUAUCUGUGCCCUAGAGAUUGCAACGCAAUUUUUUGAUACUAAAAGUGGAAAAAAACCUUCUCCUUCAAUGAAUUAUUGGAAUAGAGGAUCUAUCCAAAACUCUCUUGAAUCACUAGAAAAUACUGACUUACUGAAAUUUUUGCAAAGAUGUCUUCAGGAGAAGCCUGAAAUGAGACCUUCAGCUAAGGAGCUACUUUUAGAUAAAUUUCUUUUUGAGGUACAUAGUUUAAAAUUACAAGCUGCGCAUACUAUAGUCGAUAAAGAAGUUGCAAUACCUGAAGACUCGAAUAGUAUUCCAUUAGCUAUUCUAUCACAAAUGGAAGGAAUUGCCGCAGAUAUUUCUUAUAAAAGCAGUGACGAACCAUUUCAUUUUGGUUAUGCGAGUGGGCCCCCAGCUCUUGAUUUAGAAAAAUAUAUAGAGGAAGUGAGGAGCGGCUUGUAUCCAUUAACUUCCGUUUAUAAGGAUGAAGAUUUAGUACGCGAUGACUCCGAUGAUAAGACGAAAGAUGAUCCAUCAAUUGAUAGUGAGCACUAUAGUAAGGAGACUAAAUCAGUAUUAUCUGUUAAUUGUACAAUUCGUGCCGUCGAAGAUGAUGAAGUCAAAAGACAUCUUGUGAUCACCCUUAAAAUGGAAAAUGAAAUCAAUAGGGAAUUAUCGUGUGAUGUAUCAUUAGACGAAGAUUUAUCAAAACUAGCGGAAGAAUUAGUUCUAUAUGGAUUUAUAAAGCAGAUAAAAAGAGAAAGUUUAACUGCCAUGCGAAGGGUAGCUUUUGACGGUUAA